AUGUCUACUCCCACUGAACUGUCAAUGAAAUCCUCUCCGUCGACUGAGACGCCCCCUUGGAUAAUCAGUCAGCCCACCGUUGGUCGUUUCGUCCGACUCGGCGAACUGUAUGACCAGCGGAGGUCUCAAUUUCUCGGUGUUCAGCUCUAUUCGGAGAGCCAAAUUGAGAAGGCGACAGAGACGAUGAAUGUCAAUCACAGCGACCUCUCUCUGCACCAGUCCAACUCGUACAAGGACAAGACUGAUUCGAUAGGUCUCAACACCCAACUUAGCGUCGAGGUCCUCAGUGGGCUCGUGUCGGUGCAAGGGUCUGCUUCGUUCCUCCGCGACAAUAAGUCCACCACCCAAAAGCGCGCGUGGUCGAUGAGUCUGAAGAUGAUUCUGGUAGAGAAGCGACUCAAGUUCGCGGAGAAGGAACUUGGUCGUGAUGUACUUCCCUUGGUCUUGGAGGAUUAUAUUAGGACAGACACGGCAACACACUUCGUUUCCUCUGUCGUCUACGGCGGUAAUCUUGUCGUCAACCUCGUAGCGAAGACUUCGAAGCUGACAGAGGAUGAGAAGAUAGAGGGAUCGCUAGGUGUAAAGCUGGACAAGCUGAAAGGUAUGGUCGAUGUCGCCGGAAAAGUGGACGCCUCUAGCAAGGAAAACUUUGACGACCUGAAUGACAAAUUUGAUCUGACAGUUUAUUGCGAUAUCGCCCUCGAUAAAGUACCAGUGAACCCGGUAGACGUCGUGACCUCCUUUGCUCGCGCAGCAUCCCGUCUCAGAGAAGGUGGAGGUGUCCCAAUAUCCGUUACUUUGCAGCCCAUCCCUGACGCCCUUCGCACGAGGGCGCUUGUGGUGCACAACAUUAACGAGAGGCUGCUGGACGACCUUCUUCAUGAAUUUGGUGCCUUGGAAGACGUCCGCAGUCGAUACGCUGUUCUCGAAGAGGCGGCCAAAACCUACGACGCUCUUGUGCCGGCUUUUGCCAAGAGAGCCCGCAAAGCAGCCGCAGAAUUUCGUAUCCCGCAUCGCGACCUGCUUCUCGAACUUUCCGACGCGUUCCGUGCGCUUCUAAACGGGUCACAAGAGUCAAAGCCCACUGCACGAUUGAUCAAGAAGGCAGCCGACCUCUCCAUGUCGCACAACGCCGACACUAUUUUACAGCCCGCCGACAACACCGGAAACCCGUCUGCUGAAUCAACUCCUGAAAACUGUGCUUCUCAGACUGAGCAUGCAAUAUCGGGGCUGGAAGAAGAGGUCCGAGAUCUCGAAGCAAAUUCCACGUUAAGCGCUCUUGAAGAUGAGCUUUCCGUUCUGCAGUCCCUCAUCGUCGCUGUCGAGAGAAAUGGCUUCCACUUGAGCAGUGUUGACGACUUCUCGCUCGCAGCAUGCACCGCCGCGUCCGAGAUGCCAGUAUUCCUUAUGCCACCCUUGGUCGGUACCGGGAGAGAUGCGAAGCGACUUCAACUCAGUGCGCUCCUGCGCAACGUGGCGCUGAGCUAUACGAAGCGGAACCCGCCGACUGUGUGCUAUGUUCUCUAUAUCGAAGAUGCACUGGCAUUCGAAGAGCGCUUUCCGAACGACGGCCGCUUUGCGGCUUUGGCAGCGCCUGCGGGGUACAUAGGUCAGAUUGACUACGAUGGCACGUUGACCUGGACGUUGAUCGAUUCUCAUUUGGUCAUGUCGCGGCACCCGCCCGUCUAUAACGUUGAUGUCUGCGCUCGAACGAAGGGAAAUUCGCCGGAUGUUCUUAACGGCGAGAUUGUGCACACGGGACAGAUCAAUGGCUCGGCCUCGUUCUCCAUCAUGGUGAGGGCAAUGCUAGAGAAAGAAAUAGUCCCUCACGGCAAGAGCUCGGCGGACAUCCAUGCCUCAGGCUUGGUUCGCGAUAUUGUCCAGGUUUAUAAUGGCACAGAAUCGGUCGCUGCACUCGUAGUGACCAAUGGCCGCUGUGUUGGUCUUUCUGUCAAGCAUCCCAACGACGGGUGGAAGUUACACGACUCACCUCCUGAACAGCAAUUCACCGCUCGACAAUACUUUUGGGUCACGUUCGUGCAAGACAUGGAUGCUAGGAAAUGGUACUUAUAUAUGGGUAGCAAGUGUGUCAUCGAGCAGGCCAUUCCGGUUGGCUUCGAUUGGGGUGGCAUGCUUCAUGUUCAUCAUAAUUUUGGGAGCUUAUCCUGGUUGUGGGACGGAUAUGUUCAAAAGGCAUUGGUAUACUCUUCUUCUCUGACUCCGGACGACGUGAAAGAUAUCACCGAGAAUUAUGUGCCUUAA
Molecule: messenger RNA, 2262 nt
Organism: Fibroporia radiculosa
Lineage: Eukaryota; Fungi; Basidiomycota; Agaricomycetes; Polyporales; Fibroporiaceae
Exons: 6
Coding region: 1-2262 (753 amino acids)
Source: RefSeq, a predicted model, not a curated record